Messenger RNA from Misgurnus anguillicaudatus (oriental weatherfish), 1457 nucleotides. The record is from RefSeq and is a predicted model, not a curated record. NCBI's taxonomy places the organism in Eukaryota, Metazoa, Chordata, Actinopteri, Cypriniformes, Cobitidae.
GUGAGUUUCAGAUAAAAACAUCCUGAAAAUAACGGUCAGUUCAGUUCAGUUGACAGACGACUAACUGCUGCAGCAGAGGAGAGGCGCGUUCACAUAAUCGUGCUCGCCGCAAAACAUUUUUAAAGACCAUGGCUGAAGGCGAUAACAAAAGUGCAAACCUGUUGGCUCAAGAGACGAGUCAACUGGAAGAGCAACUGCAGGGAUGGGGAGAGGUCAUUCUGGCCGGAGAUCGUUGCCUGCGCUGGGAGAAGCUAUGGUACCCAGGAGCAUUAGUGGGGGCCACCACAGUCCUCUUCACGCUGAUCUACUAUUUGGAUCCCUCUGUGCUUACUGGUCUGUCCUGCACUGUAAUGAUUUUGUGCCUGGCUGAUUACCUGGUGCCCACACUUGCUCCCCGUGUCUUUGGUUCCAACAAAUGGACCACAGAACAGCAGCAGCGUUUCCAUGAGAUCUGUGGGAACCUCGUGAAGACCCAGCGGCGUGUGCUCGGAUGGUGGAAACGUCUGUUUUCCCUGAAGGAAGAAAAGCCAAAAAUGUAUUUCCUCUCUGUGAUCAGCAGUCUUCUGACUGUGGCCUGGAUUGGGCAACAGGUCCAUAAUCUCUUUCUUACCUAUCUGAUUGUGAUCUUCCUUCUGCUUCUGCCUGGUCUCAACCAACACGGCAUCAUCUCCAAGUAUGCUGGCAUGGCAAAGAGAGAGAUCAACAAACUGCUUAAACAGAAGGAAAAGAAGAAUGAGUAGAAGAUUGAGAAAAAGCUUUGAGAGAAAAUGAUCAAGCGAAAAAUGAAACGUGAAAGUUGGAUGAUGAAAGCAUUAUGCUUCCUUCCUCAUUGUCAAAUCAUAGACCACAGAACUUAAAAGUUUUUGCAGAAACCGAUUGUUAAAAAAGUUCAAUUUAACACAGAGUAACCUGCUUAAUGUAUGCAGAUAUCACUUGAAUUUCACAUACUUUGCUCUUUAGAUUUGGCUUAAGUAUCUUUAUCACUAUGGUUGGCGUAAGUCUUUUUGUUCUCAAAACUGAUGCGUUCAAUUUCGGCUCUCACAUUCAUAUAUUUGCAUGUCAUAGUAAAUGUGGUGAAAUGUCAUGACUGCUUUAAUGCUUGUAUUCCGUUUUGUUAGCCAGUGGGCAACUACUGAAUUAUGUAACCAAUUAGACACACAGGACACAAUCAGAAGUUGUGAAAUGUAACCUUUGCCUGAUUGGAUGCACUGUUCUGAAAAUUGCACUGGAAACAGAAGUAACUGGAGCGAGAGGCUUGUUUGUGUUGGGAAAUAUAAACAUAAUGCUCCCAAUUCAACACCUAUUGCUGGGCUGUACAUAUUAUGUUCAUUUUCUCUCCCUGAUUUUUGUGUGUGUUUCUACUGGCUUGUCUUAAGUUUGUCUACUUUCUGUGUUCUUUUAUUUGUCAUUUUUUGUGUUUGUGUUCAGCAAAAUAAUAAACUAUGAUUUGAAACUAA